Messenger RNA from Penicillium chermesinum, 819 nucleotides. RefSeq lists its product as uncharacterized. Gene Ontology annotation, biological process: mitotic DNA damage checkpoint signaling; protein phosphorylation. NCBI's taxonomy places the organism in Eukaryota, Fungi, Ascomycota, Eurotiomycetes, Eurotiales, Aspergillaceae. Gene Ontology annotation, cellular component: nucleus. Gene Ontology annotation, molecular function: protein serine/threonine kinase activity; ATP binding. Bases 1 to 819 code for a protein of 272 amino acids. The transcript has a single exon. The record is from RefSeq and is a predicted model, not a curated record.
AUGACACCACAGAUCACAAAGUGGGCUGACUUUGCCUAUGUGUCCGAGGAAUUCGACUCAGAAACCCAUGAAUUUCAAUACACGAUGUUCGCUGUCAUCGACUCGGAUGACGUUAUCUAUUACGGCGAACUGCCUAUCCGUAAAGCUGAGAUCUCGUUUCAGCAAGUUAUGGCCACUCUCAAGGCAAUCCCUGACAGCGAAAUAUUCCCAGCACUGUCUAGUGCCAAACAGCUUACUCAGGCGCCACCAGAGCUCGAUAAUGCUCAAGUCUUCAUCAAGCGACCGAAUAUUUCCCAAUAUGAUGUGUAUAAGCGAUACAAUGUAGUACACCUGCUCGCCCAAAGCUUUUUGGAGGAGGCCUGUACCAUGGAAUUUCUUUCCACACACCCACAUCCUCAUUUCGUACAGUACCAUGGCUGCUGCUUCCGGAGAGGUUACCUGACAGGAAUCGUGCUUAGCCGCCAUCCGUGUGACCUGAAGAACUAUCUCAAUCGCGGAGUAGGAAUUAUCGAUAAAAAAGUAUUCAUGAACGCGCUUGAGUCCGCCGUUUAUCACUUACAUUCACUCGGUUGGGCACACAAUGACCUCAACCCGACGAAUUUGCUAGUCGACGACUCUAAGGCCAAUUGUGGAAUGCCAGUCCUGAUCGACUUUGGCUCGGCUAGGAAGAUGGGCAGUUUGCUAGGAACAUCCCGGGGUACAAGUGGUUGGAUUGAGGGUCGGAUUGAGGACUAUACCACUUCUAAGAAGGAACAUGAUAUCUUUGCCCUGGAGAAAAUACGACUUUGGUUGGACAACCCGACUAUCGACGACGAUUAA